CAAUAAAACAUUUUGGGGGGAAAAUACCUAAACUAGGGCUUUUUUCUACCGGCGAAAUUCACUCAGGCAAUAUGGCGGGGAUCCAAAGAGGCGGCGGCUCCCGGCGCCCGGCAAUGGAAGACGAUUCCAAGCUCGUCUUCGAGACUUCGAAAGGCGUUGAGCCUAUUUUGAGCUUCGACGAGAUGGGUAUAAAGGAAGAUCUCCUCAGAGGAAUCUACAACUACGGCUUCGAAAAGCCUUCCGCUAUUCAGCAGCGCGCGCUUGUGCCGAUCAUCUCCGGUCGUGACGUCAUUGCUCAGGCGCAGUCCGGCACCGGCAAGACUUCCAUGAUCGCGCUCUCUGUUUGCCAGAUUGUCGAUACCAAGUCUUCAGAAGUUCAAGCGUUGAUAUUAUCACCUACGCGGGAGUUAGCUUCCCAGACAGAGAAAGUGAUAUUGGCGAUUGGUGACUAUAUAAAUGUGCAAGCUCAUGCUUGUGUUGGAGGGAAAAGUGUUGGCGAAGAUAUUAGAAAACUAGAGCAUGGAGUUCAAGUGGUGUCGGGCACUCCUGGCAGAGUUUGUGAUAUGAUCAAGAGGAGAACACUACGCACUCGAGCAAUCAAAUUAUUAAUCUUGGAUGAGUCUGAUGAAAUGCUGAGCAGAGGGUUUAAGGAUCAGAUUUAUGAUGUCUACAGAUAUCUUCCACCAGAUCUUCAGGUGGUGUUAAUUUCUGCUACCCUUCCAAAUGAAAUAUUGGAGAUCACAAGCAAAUUCAUGACUGACCCAGUUCGUAUCCUUGUAAAGCGUGAUGAAUUGACUCUUGAGGGCAUUAAACAAUUCUUUGUCGCCGUAGAAAGAGAAGAGUGGAAAUUUGAUACUCUAUGUGAUUUAUAUGAUACCCUUACAAUCACUCAGGCUGUUAUCUUCUGUAACACCAAACGGAAGGUGGAUUGGUUAACAGCAAAAAUGCGUGAGAAUAACUUUACUGUCUCAUCUAUGCACGGAGAUAUGCCACAAAAGGAGCGUGAUGCAAUUAUGGGAGAGUUUAGGUCUGGCCAGACUCGGGUUCUUAUCACAACAGAUGUAUGGGCAAGGGGAUUGGAUGUCCAACAGGUAUCUUUGGUGAUAAAUUAUGAUCUUCCUAACAACCGUGAGCUGUACAUUCACCGCAUUGGGCGAUCUGGGCGUUUUGGAAGAAAGGGUGUUGCCAUAAAUUUUGUCAAAAGUGAUGAUAUCAAAAUCCUAAGAGAUAUUGAACAGUACUACAGUACACAGAUCGACGAGAUGCCAAUGAACGUGGCUGAUUUAAUUUAGCUGGCUGGUUGUGGGUGCAGCUCAUUGGCUCAGCAAAAAGUUGGACGUGCACUAUGCUGGUUUUCGUUUUUCAGCGUCGUGUGAUUGAGUGGAAUUGCUAUAUACGUGGUGUGUUAUUCUGAGUGCUAUUUUGUUUCGAGUCCAGCUUUGUUCGUCACAUGUAGAUCCUCAACUGGAAUUGGUUAUUAGUAUUGCCUUCGUGAAUGCUGCUUCUUUCUUUUCA
Molecule: messenger RNA, 1515 nt
Organism: Salvia hispanica
Lineage: Eukaryota; Viridiplantae; Streptophyta; Magnoliopsida; Lamiales; Lamiaceae
Product: eukaryotic initiation factor 4A-3
Molecular function (GO): ATP binding; nucleic acid binding; RNA helicase activity
Source: RefSeq, a predicted model, not a curated record